GUGAUGAGUGAUAAGAUGAUUUCAAUUUUGUCCAUCCGUCACUCGGUCAUCGUGCCGCCGGGUCCGAGGGGUCCGACCCCGUGGCCGAUCAAUGUUUCUGUGCUAAAUAAGGACUUACCUCUUCGCUAAUCAGCGCAUUUGCAACAGCGCGUCACACGCUGUGGAGAAUCGGACAGAAUCUCUCCAAGCGAAGUCAUUCCUCAAGCGGGGCCCGGAGACCAUGACUUUCAUCUUCUCCUUGAGCUCCGACUGGAUCGUGUUUCCCUGAGCUGGGGGGAUAAUCUGAACACGCCGAUCUCGAUCCUUCUUUCAAGGAUUUGAUUUCUUCGAUUUUUCAUGUUUUAGAUCCCCUUGAGGUAAUCGUCCCUGCAGUCUAGGCAACCAAUCUGCCGAGAACUAUAUACAAGACAUUCCAAAGUGGACUUGAGGCUCCAAAGUUCCCUCUUCUUCGCAUCUCAUCUUCAUCAUGGCACCCAGGGUCUGGUUCAUCACUGGCGCGAGCAGCGGUUUCGGUCUGCUCAUGGCGCAGAAAGCUUUGGCCAACGGUGACAAUGUUGUCGCAACGUUGCGGAAGCCCGAAGUCAUCUCGGACCUGGCUGCACAAUACGGCAAGGACCGUCUGGUCGUGCUCAAGCUGGAUGUCAAGAUUGUCGGGGAGAUCACUGCUGCGUUCGAGGCUGCGAAGGAGGCUUUUGGCAGGAUCGAUGUUGUUUUCAACAACGCUGGUUACGGCAUCAUUGCCGAGGUGGAGGGCACGAGCUACGAGAAGGCCCGGGACAUGUUUGAGGUCAAUUUCUGGGGCGCAUUCCACGUUGCAACGCAGGCGGUCGCUUUCAUGCGGGAUGUGAAUAAGCCACAGGGCGGACUGUUGAUGAACAUGAGCUCGAUGUUUGGGAUCGACGCCCCGCCUGGUGCAGGGUUCUAUGCUGCAACGAAAUUCGCAUUCGAGGCAAUUGCCGACUCUCUGACCCGGGAACUGGACCCCGAAUGGAACAUCAAGACGGUUACAUUUUGUCCUGGCUGGUUCAAGACCAACAUGACACUCGUCAAUGCCGUGGUGGAGCCUAUACACCCUGCCUAUGAUCGUCCAGGGAACGAGAGCCUGGGUUCCAUUCAGACCCGCACCGCUGGUGUCGCCUUGAUUCGAGGGGACAGCCCUCUGCUCCAAGAUGCGACCAAAUUGAUUAACAAAUUCUGGGACAUCAGCAACUUGGAGACCCCCCCAACCCGACUAGCCUUCGGCGAAGAUUCCAAGGCAGUAUUCCAGGCCAAGUGGACUACACUCAAGGCCGAUCUGGAGGCCAGCCAGGAAUGGUCGAAGGAUUUGGGCUAUACCGAUUAAUUAUUUUUGUACAGUACAUGGGUAAAUAGAGAUGACAUCAUUGUGGGCGCAUGCAUUGUGAUUGAUCUUACCGGGUCCGAAGCAUUCCAAUCAGACCCUGACUUGCAGCCCCCUUGUUACCAGGUUGAACAGUCUUUCCGCAGAAGCGUGCAGUGGCAAUCACUGUGAUUACUGUGACAUGGACGGAGAGAGUUACAUGGCACGUGGAAAUUAUUGGUAUUGGAUCCCACGGAUAUAACGACCGAAUGAUGCAAAUCUCAUUCUUUUUUUGCAAUUACAUA
Messenger RNA from Mycena citricolor, 1623 nucleotides. Lineage: Eukaryota; Fungi; Basidiomycota; Agaricomycetes; Agaricales; Mycenaceae. The record is from the annotation of a GenBank genome assembly.